AUGGGGUCACACACCAAAUCAAAGGGACCUGCUGCUACAAAUUUGAUGAAUCAAAAUACACAUAUUGAAACAGCUGUGAGCAAACACUCCGAACAAGCUCGUGUGGCAUAUCGAAGAUGCUUAAUUGCAUCAAUCAAUUGCACUAAGUUUCUAUUGAGACAAGGUCUUUCUUUUUGUGGAAAUGAUGAAAGUGCCACUUCAAGCAAUAGGGGAAAUUACUUGCAGCUAUUGCAAUUCCUUGCGGACAAUGAUGAGAAAGUUAAAGAAGUUGUGUUGGAAAAUGCUCCGGGGAAUCUCAAGUUAGUAGCUCCAAGUAUUCAAAAAGAUAUUGUCAAUGCAUGUGCGGGGGAAACACUUGAUGUUAUCGUGAGUGGUUUAAAAGAUAGAUUCUUUUCUAUAUUGGUGGAUGAAGCACGUGAUAUUUCGGUGAAAGAGCAAAUGGCUAUGGUGUUGCGUUAUGUGGACGACUCCGGGCAUGUAAUUGAAAGGUUUGUGGGGGUUCAACAUGUUACCGACACCACUUCAAGUUCACUAAAGGAUGCCAUUGACAUAUUCUUUUCUUCCAAUGGUUUGAGCUUUUCUAAGUUACGAGGACAAGGUUAUGAUGGAGCUAGCAAUAUGAGAGGUGAGUUGAAUGGCCUUAAAACAAAGAUUUUGAGAGAACAACCUUGUGCAUACUAUGUUCAUUGCUUUGCUCAUCAACUUCAACUAGCACUUGUUGCCGUAGCAAAGAAGAAUAUUGAUAUUGCCUCUUUCUUCACAACCACUAAUAGUGUGGUUAACCAUGUUGGAGCAUCUUGUAAGCGGCGUGAUGCACUUAGAGCACAACUUCAAGAAGAGCUUGUGGUAGCUUUUGAAAAUGAUUGUCUUAUCACGGGGCUAGCUAUAUUGGGACUCACAAAUGAUGUGUCACAAGCAUUGCAAAAGAAAGAUCAAGAAAUUGUGAAUGCAAUGGCUUUGGUGAAAUCAUGCAAGGAAAAGCUACAUUGGAUGAGGAAUAAUGGGUUUGAUGCAUUGGUUGAAGAGGUGUCUUCAUUUUGUGACAAACAUCAUAUUGAUGUUCCUAACAUGGAUGAGGCAUUCGUACUUCAAGGGAGGUCAAGGCGUAAUGCUCCAAUAAAGACAAAUCGUCAUCAUUAUCGUGUGGAGCUCUUUAUUUAUGUCAUUGAUGAGCAACUUACGGAGUUGGAUGAUCGUUUUAAUGAGCUACUUCGUGUUGCUCAAUUUUAUCCUCAAGACUUUUCGGAUGGGGAUCUUUUGGCACUUGAAGAUCAACUUGAGCUUUAUAUUCAUUAUGUGUGUUCGAGUAGUGAUUUCUCUAACUUGCAAGGGAUUGGUGAUCUUGCAAAAAAAAUGGUGGAGACAAAGAUGCAUCGAGCAUUCAAUUAUGUGUAUUUGCUUAUUACAUUGGCUCUAGUUUUACCGGUUGCUACUGCUUCAGUCGAGAGGGCAUUUUCCGUCAUGAAUAUUAUCAAAGGUCCACUUCGGAACAAAAUGGGAGAUCAGUGGUUGAGUGAUAGCUUACUUGUUUACGUUGAGAAGGAUGUUUUUGAUUGUAUUGAAAAUGAAGCUAUAAUGCUACGUUUUCAAAAUAUGAAACCUCGUCGUGGCCAAUUGUAA
Molecule: messenger RNA, 1620 nt
Organism: Prunus persica (peach)
Lineage: Eukaryota; Viridiplantae; Streptophyta; Magnoliopsida; Rosales; Rosaceae
Product: zinc finger MYM-type protein 1-like
Exons: 3
Coding region: 1-1620 (539 amino acids)
Source: RefSeq, a predicted model, not a curated record